Messenger RNA from Apiotrichum porosum, 2973 nucleotides. RefSeq lists its product as uncharacterized. Gene Ontology annotation, molecular function: ATP binding; calcium/calmodulin-dependent protein kinase activity; calmodulin binding. Lineage: Eukaryota; Fungi; Basidiomycota; Tremellomycetes; Trichosporonales; Trichosporonaceae. The transcript has 5 exons. Gene Ontology annotation, biological process: protein autophosphorylation; peptidyl-serine phosphorylation; intracellular signal transduction. Gene Ontology annotation, cellular component: cytoplasm; nucleus. The coding region runs from base 1 to 2973 and encodes 990 amino acids. The record is from RefSeq and is a predicted model, not a curated record.
AUGGCCCCCACGCGCGAACGAGACCGAGACGAGACUGGCCCGCCGGGCGCCGGUACACUGUUCGUCUAUGGCACCGCGCCAGUGGUAGACGACACACGAUGGGACGCACUGGUGAGUGACAUUGCGAUAAGUGUUGCGUCGGCAGCAGGAGCAAGCGACGCGUCGAGCUCUCGUCGCUCUCUCACGCAUGGUGGUUUGCCAAUGUUGCCCCUCCACCAGGGCGCACCGGAUCAUAGUAGUGUAUGCCCACAGGCCAACAGGCUGACCCCCCAGCAGACGGCCUGUACCACCCAGCCCACCAACGCACCCUCGCCCGACAGCCUGCUUGCACGCGGUAUCGCCGACUAUACGUACACGCGCAAGGCCGACGGCGGCAUCCUGGGGCGAGGCAAGUUUAGCACAGUGUACCGGGUCACGUCGGGCCAGCGCGAGUUUGCACUCAAGCACACCCCGCUGUACCCACACCACCCACUGAUCGCGGCCCGUCUCUUACGUGAACCUACCCUGCUCGCCCACCUCGCGCCGCACCCAUGCCUGAUAGGCGUCGACGGGUUCGUGAGGACAGAAGGCCACUUCUAUCUCGUCGAGGAGUGCGCGGCCACAAGUGUGCCCCUGCCAAAGCACCCGGGACCCGUGGUUCCCAGCCGCGCGGCGGCGAUUCUAGACCAGCUCGUAUCGGUCGUCCGCGACGGGCUGCAUGCCGGCCGCGUCUGCCACCGCGACCUCAAAGGCGAUAAUGUCCUUGUCGAUGUGGCCACGGGCGAUGUCUUGCUACUGGAUCUCGGACUGGCAACGCACUUCUCAGCCAGCGAGCCAAAGCUCACCACCUGCUGCGGGUCUCCCGCAUUCCAUAGCCCCGAGAUUGUCAACGCGCUCAACCACCGUCCAGGCGAGGUAACAUACUAUGGCCCCGAAGUGGAUAUCUGGUGCAUCGCACUCACCAUGCUUGCGCUUCUCUUGCAGGUCCGUUUCCCACUCGGCCCAACACAUACCUCACGACACAUCAUGGCCGACCGCGCCGCCGACAGGCUGCAAGAGCUCGACGAGUUGUAUCCCCCAGACGCCCCUUGGCGCGCGCUCGGACCACACGCCGGCCGAGCGUUGAGCGCGGACGAACAGACGGCCGAGAGACAUGCUUGGGCGCGAGUUCGCCGUGCGCUUAAGAUGUUCGUCGACAUUGAUGCUAAGCGACGCAUCGCGGCGUUCAAGGCGUACGACGUGGGAGAUGUCAUGAGGGCACGGGUAGAGUCGCACGCUGCUGCGACGGCGAGCAGGUCGUUCAAGACCACCACGUUCCUCCCCUCCGAGGUCAAGUAUACCCUCAGGCUCUACCUCGAGCCUCACAACAGCAGCGGCCCGCUCGUCAUGCGGAACCCGUCGGGCGAGCCGGAGCGACGUAUCAUCAGCUACAUCAAGUACCUCCUCCGCUGCGCAGGGAUUCUCUACCACCACGUCCCUGACAGCCAGCCCGUGGUACUCCAGCUUGUGCUCCCCCUGGGGAUGCCACCUGCACCCGACGCCAACCCUCCCCGUGCCGAGCCAGCUCGCGACUGGGUGGCGAGCCUGUUUGGCCUGGGCAAGAAGACACCUACACCGCCACCGUCACGAUCGUUCUCGGUGCCACCGCCUGCGAGUGCGCGCGGGUCGACGCCAGCGCCAACACCUGGGCCAGCGACGCGCGGGAAGAAGGGCUGGGGUCAGCAGGUAUGGCUGCGGAUCGAUGUCGAGCGCCCACCGUCGUCGACGUCGCGCCCGCCGAGCCGCCCACCCAGUCGCGCACCCAGCCGACCCGGGUCGCGCGCGUCGAGCGCUUCGCGGACCCAUGCCAGCCGAGCGUCCAGCAGGUCACGCAAGGCAUCCGACGGCGAGCUCGUCCCCCUCCCAGAGGGUGAGGUUCCCGCCGAGCUGGACCCCAAUGGCUCCGCCACGCCUGUGCCGCCCCCAGUCCAUGCGGCGGAGGCUGUCCAGCCCGUGGGUCUCGGCAUGGCCGCCGACGAGCUCCUCCCGCAACACCUCAACCACAAACUCCAUCUCCGCAUCAGCACCCCUGCCCCGUCCCCGCUCAGCCGCACAGUGACACCCACAACAACAGACGAGGCGCCCACGUCCCCGCGCUGGAGCGGGAACGGCGGCCUCGCGUCGCCACGGCUCUUGCCUCUGCCCAACGAAAUCUCGCCGCCGACGUCGCCCCGCCCAGGCUUCAAGCGCUCGCAGUCGUCCCACCGCGUGACCCACACCCCGCGCGUGCUGCUCACCCUCACCGAGCCGCGCGGGUACGAGCUGCUCUUUGCGGCGCUCGCGGCGGCCGUCCCGCCGCCGGCCACGCGCACAGGUAGCAUGGACGAGAAGAUGAUGCCCAUGUCUCCCGUCACGCGCGCCUUGGCGAUUCCGUCGUCGGGCUCGAGCGGAAACGGCUCCGCGUCCGCGUCCGAUAACGAGCUCGACCUGCACGACGAGGAAGAGGAACGCGGCCGGCCACGCUCCAAGGAGGCAUAUACGCCCGAGCGGGACGGGAGGUCGGCGACUGUCCGGCCCGGCACGACGGCGACGGCGGCGGACACGACGCCACAGGCAUCCCGUUCGCGCCGGCCUGCAAAGGACAGCAAGACGGCGACGCGCGGGUUCCCCACUACGCCUGGCACGGCGCGGCCAGGCAGCGUCGAGCGCAGGGACAACAGCGCCGCCCCACCCAAGGACAUGGACACGGACACUGAGGCGGACAGGGACGGCGACGCGCUGCGGUCGCGUAAAGUGUCCAUGCCGCCACCUGUGCGGCGGCCGAGCGGCCUGCUCGAGAGCCUGUUCGGCAAGCAGGGCAGCGGCAAGCCCGCCAACGCGGUCGCGGCGGCGCUCGCGGCCGAGCCGCUGCCCAUGCACCGGCGCAGCAGCUCGGUGCCGCCUCUUCCGCCACAGCACCUCGCCAUGUCCGAGACGCACGUCGAGAUCCACCCACACCACCUCCCACCCGCAUGA